This is a messenger RNA of Dimorphilus gyrociliatus, 1500 nucleotides long. Lineage: Eukaryota; Metazoa; Annelida; Polychaeta; Dinophilidae. The record is from the annotation of a GenBank genome assembly.
CAUUUUUCACUUUCCGCUUCCGGUUGAAACUAUUCGGCUUCGUUUUGUGCGAAUACUAUUACUAGAAUUUAUCGCUCUAAUUGAUACUAAUAGAAAUUAUGUCGGAACAUAUUGGAAAGGUUAUUUAAAUACCCAAUAAUUAGUGUAUUCAAUGCAACUUGCUAUUGCAUAAUAACGCUUGUUAUCAAAAAUAUUCAACACCCAAUGCUUUCUAAUUGAAUAAAAAAUAUAUAGCCGGUCGUGAUAAUUGCUUUAAAUGAUUAUUUUAAAAUAUCAGCUGUCUGUCUAUCUAUAUAAAACAGAUAGUAAUAGAAGGAGUAAUUCUAUAGGAAAUAUGCUUCUUACAUAAUAAAGAUAUAACUUCAAUAUAAGAAGCUUUAAAUGGUUAUUGAAUGCCAAGCAGCAAUCGCGUGGGGUCCUAAACAAGAAUUAACUAUUGAAACUGUUCAAGUUCAACCUCCAAAGGCGGGAGAAGUUCGUAUUAAGAUUCUGCAUACUGGAGUCUGUCAUACAGAUGCUUAUACUCUAGACGGGCACGAUCCCGAAGGGAUUUUCCCUGUUAUUCUUGGCCACGAAGGGGCCGGUAUUGUGGAAAGUGUUGGUGAUAAUGUAACUUCUUUCAAAGCUGGUGAUUACGUUAUCCCGCUGUACAUUCCUCAAUGCUAUGAUUGUAAAUUUUGCAAGAGUUCCAAAACCAAUCUAUGCUCGAAAAUAAGGGGUACCCAGGGUAAAGGUGUUAUGCCCGACGGUACAUCCAGAUUUACCUGCAAUGGAAAGGCUAUAUUUCAUUUUAUGGGCGUAAGUUCAUUCGCCCAAUAUACUGUCGUUGCCGAAAUUAGUUUGGCUAAGGUCAACCCAGAGGCAGCUUUGAACAGGGUUUGCCUUCUAGGUUGCGGUAUUUCUACUGGUUAUGGGGCUGCUUUAAAUACUGCAGGGGUUGAAGAGGGAUCAACUUGCGCCAUCUUUGGCUUAGGUGCCGUUGGAUUGGCUGCUGUAAUGGGUUGUAAACAAGCCAAAGCUAAACGUAUAAUCGGAAUCGACCUAAAUGAAAGCAAAUUUGAAACUGCUAAAGCAUUUGGAGCAACAGAAUUCAUUAAUCCUUCUAAGUUCGACAAGCCUAUUCAACAAGUUUUGGUUGACGAAACUGAUGGCGGAUGUGAUUAUACUUUUGAAUGCAUCGGAAACGUCAACGUAAUGCGUUCGGCUUUGGAAGCCUGUCAUAAGGGUUGGGGAGUUUCCGUCAUUAUUGGAGUUGCCCCUGCAGGAAAAGAAAUUUCUACAAGGCCGUUUCAAUUGGUUACUGGAAGGGUUUGGAAAGGUAGUGCAUUCGGAGGUUGGAAGAGUAGAGAUAGUGUUCCCAAGCUAGUUGAACAAUAUCUGAAAAAGGAGCUAAUGGUUGAUGAGUUCGUUACGCACACCUUUCCUUUGAAAGAAAUUAAUGAAUCUUUCGCAGUAAUGCACGCGGGAAAGAGUAUUCGCUCAAUAGUUGAUUUGUUCUAA